GUCAGGUCACUAUGAUCCGGACGCAGUGAGGUCUUGUGCCCAGACGGUGGCGCUGCACUGGCAGACGCUGAUGCUGAGGAUCGAGGAUCGACUCAAACUGGUCAACGCCUCGGCUGCUUUCUACAGGACGUCCCAGCAGGUGUGUGGAGUUCUGGAGAGUCUGGAGCAGGAGUACAGGAGGGAGGAGGACUGGUGUGGAGGAGGAGACCGGCAGCCGGAGCAGCUGCUGCCGCUCAUCAGCAAACACAUGGAGCAGAAGGAGGCGUUUCUAAAGGCCUGCACGCUGGCCAGACGAAACGCUGAGGUUUUCCUCAAGUACAUCCAUCGCAACAGCGUCACCAUGGCGAACAUCUCCGGCCACAGCGUCACCGUCUCCGGGGUUACGGAGGUCACCGGGCACUCCAGGGUUCCAGAGCAGCAGGUCAAAGGGAUCCUCAGUGAGCUGCUCCAGAGGGAAAACAGAGUCCUUCACUUCUGGACGUUAAAGAAGCGUCGACUGGAUCAGUGCCAGCAGUACCUGAUGUUCCAGAGCCACGCCCAGCAGGCUCUGGAUUGGCUGCAGCAGUCAGGUGACCACUACCUGACCACACACACGUCACAGGGAUCAAAUGUGUCCGAGACUCAAGAGCUGCUGAACCAACACAGGGAGUUCUGUGUUUCUGCCAAGCACACACAGGAGAAGGUUCACCUGCUGAUCCAGUUGGCCGAGAGCAUGCUGGCUAAAGGCCACGCCCACCGCACCGAGCUCCGUCGCUGCGUCGCCACCGUGGACAAGCGCUACCGCGACUUCACCGUCAGGAUGGGACAGUACCGCCACCUGCUGGAGACGGCUCUGGGAGGCUGCUCACAGGACAACAAGGACCUGGAGCUGGAGCUGAUCCCCAACAGUCUGUCCGACUCCGACCCCGAGGUCAACCUGUCCGACCCCAGCCACCAGGUCAGCGACGAGAAGAGACGCUCCGCACGCAAGAAGGAGUACAUCAUGGCCGAGCUCCUUCAGACAGAAAGAGUCUACGUCAGAGAUCUGCAGGAGUGUAUCGAGACGUACCUGUGGGAGAUGACGAGCGGCUCAGAGGACGUCCCUCCUGGUCUCACCAACAAGGACGACAUCGUGUUCGGAAACAUCCAGGACAUCUACGAGUUCCACAACAGUAUUUUCCUGAAGGAGUUAGAAAACUACGAGCAGCUUCCUGAAGACGUGGGACACUGCUUCGUUACCUGGGCUGAUAAGUUUCACAUGUACGUGACGUACUGCAGAAAUAAACCUGACUCCAGUUUACUGAUACAACAACACGGCGUGGGAUUCUUCGAGGAGGUCCAGAGGAGACACGGUCUCACCAACUCCAUCUCGUCCGCUCUCAUCAAACCCGUUCAGAGAAUCACUAAAUACCAGCUGCUGCUCAAGGAGUUGUUGGCGUGCUGUGAGGAGGGUAAAGGUGAAAUAAAAGAAGGACUGGAUGUGAUGCUGAGCGUCCCAAAGAGAGCUAACGAUGCUAUGCAUGUUAGCAUGUUA
Messenger RNA from Paralichthys olivaceus (Japanese flounder), 1513 nucleotides. The record is from RefSeq and is a predicted model, not a curated record. NCBI's taxonomy places the organism in Eukaryota, Metazoa, Chordata, Actinopteri, Pleuronectiformes, Paralichthyidae.